This is a messenger RNA of Cladocopium goreaui, 805 nucleotides long. The record is from the annotation of a GenBank genome assembly. Lineage: Eukaryota; Dinophyceae; Suessiales; Symbiodiniaceae.
CUUUUCAUUCUCCUGUUUCCUGCACCCCGUUUCCUCAUGGAGUGGUCUGGCCGCGGAGAGACCAGAGAUGGUUCUUUGGUGCAGGAGUCACUCUCACUGAGAGAUCGCGUAGCACAGAAUCCUGUGCCUUACCAAGCCUGUGCACUGGCUCUCAUCCUUCUUGGUCUCGUGUGCCUUAGCUUUGGGAUGCAUGAUAGCGGCUUGAUGCCCGCUCUUGAGCAGCGGCCCGAGCAGGGCUUUUGCUGCUGGCGAGACCAUCCCAUCCCUUUCUAUGCUGGGGACCCGUGCGAGUGUCCUGCCGAGCAUCGUGGGGACUACCCCUGUCCACCACAGGGCUGCAGUCAGGGUCCUGACACGUGGCAACGGGGGCCAGGAACACCGACCAAUACCAAGGAGUUUUGCACAUCCAACAUUGGAGCGGGCUCCUGGUGCCCAAGCGACAGAAAAGCCUUCCCAGUCAACGAAGCAUCAACCUCCUUCUGUUGUUGGCGCGACCAUCCAGUCCCGGGCUAUUGGGGCGAUCCGUGCAAUUGUCCCGCUGAGCAUCGUGGUGACUACACGUGUCCUCAGGAUGGGUGCACGGACUCAACUGGUGCCAAAUGGCAGCGUGGUUCAAAAGCCCCUUUCGCCAAUGAGGAAAAUUACUGUCGGAGCAUGUCCAACAUUGCAGCAUGGUGUCCGGGAUGAAAAGACUCCACCGGAGGGACCAAAGGUCCAGAUUUCCGAAGAGUCCGCCGGUACACUUAGACUUGUAGGCCUUCCACUUCCAUCGCUUGUUUCAACUUGCUUCAGUACAACUUGCAUU